Messenger RNA from Pedinophyceae sp. YPF-701, 807 nucleotides. The record is from the annotation of a GenBank genome assembly. NCBI's taxonomy places the organism in Eukaryota, Viridiplantae, Chlorophyta, Pedinophyceae.
AUGCGCCGGUUUGCAGCGCUGGCGCUGCGUGCGGCGCGCGAGGGGCAGGCUACAGUGGAGGUGGGGCAGUGGGGGGCGCUGGCGGCGCGGGAGGCCGGGAUGGAGGGGUUGCGAGGCGUUUACACCACUCCUCACGUUCAGAAGAAGAUGCGCGUGCUCAAGGAUCCAACGCAAGACCUCCUCUACAAGCGACGAGCCGUGUCGUUCUUCACGUACGAGAAGAUCAUAGAGGAGUACGUCCCCGCCGAAGCCCUGGUGGACUCCCUGCGGUAUACGUUCAUGAACUUCAUGGACACCGUCAGCCUGGUCCUCAAGGCGUGGUCUCUGGGCCCCGACGUGGCGUACAAUCCGAGGAGUUUCGCAGCGGGCGCGGCGUCGACGUACCGGCAGCUGCUCACGGGGCUCAAGACGGGGGAGUUGGGCGCUGUCAAGUGGACCUGCGGACACGCCCUCGCCGACGACUUCAAACACCUCCUCGAGCCAAAACACGACCAGAAGGCCGACCGCCGGAAACCCCAGUCCGGCCGACGCGCCCCCGCGCCGUCCGUGCAGGCGCGCCGGGGCGCCGGCGUCGACUUCCUGGACGGCCCGCACGUGGAGAUUUUGUUGCGCACCAGCAAGGACGUGCCGUCGAAAGAGAUAGGGAUGUCGGGACAGGAGACGCUGGUGCAGCAGGUGACGGCGCGCGUCACGUGCCGCGUGCGCGUGCAGCGGUCCGGGGACGAGGAGGACCGCAGCGACGUGAUUGUGUUUGAGCGCAUCGUGCCUCAGAAGGAGUGGCGGGCCAUCGCGAUGUACGGGUACUAG